Pteropus alecto (black flying fox) is the source of this 603-nucleotide messenger RNA. RefSeq names its product eppin. Gene Ontology annotation, cellular component: extracellular region. The transcript has 5 exons. The record is from RefSeq and is a predicted model, not a curated record. Gene Ontology annotation, molecular function: serine-type endopeptidase inhibitor activity. Bases 1 to 603 code for a protein of 200 amino acids. NCBI's taxonomy places the organism in Eukaryota, Metazoa, Chordata, Mammalia, Chiroptera, Pteropodidae. Gene Ontology annotation, biological process: negative regulation of peptidase activity.
AUGGUGUCUCCCGGACUUGUGAGCAUCCUGGUGCUUUCUACCCUUCUAGUGACUGUCCAGGGGCCAAGUCUGAGUGAAUGGCUCUUUCCCAGGAGAUGCCCCAGAAUCCGAGAGAAAUGUAAAUUCAAAGAAAGAGAUGAAUGUAAAAAGGACAGACAAUGCCCGGAAAACAAGAAGUGUUGUGUCUUCAGUUGCGGAAAAAAAUGUUUAGACCUCCAACAAGAUGUAUGCAAGAUGCCAAAAGACUCUGGCCCCUGCAUGGCUUUUUUUCGUCGUUGGUGGUAUGAUAACCAUAAUGAUACCUGCUUCAGCUUCAUCUACGGCGGCUGUCAAGGAAACAGUAACAACUUCCAAACCAAAGACAUAUGCCAGAACAUGUGCCUCAAAAACCGACUGUGUCCCAGAUCGAGAACAAAAUGUGAAAUCCAAGAAAUAAAUCAGUGUACGAAGAGCAAACACUGCCCGGAGAGGAUGAAGUGUUGCAAGUUUAACUGUGCAAAGAAAUGUUUAAACCUUAAAGAAGUUCUCAGAGAAGAAGAAGUCAUUGGGUCUUCUAGUGAUGCCAAAAAGGGGAGAGAGGAGUAUGAAAAUCCUGCAGAUUGA